Molecule: messenger RNA, 597 nt
Organism: Puccinia triticina
Lineage: Eukaryota; Fungi; Basidiomycota; Pucciniomycetes; Pucciniales; Pucciniaceae
Exons: 3
Coding region: 1-597 (198 amino acids)
Source: RefSeq, a predicted model, not a curated record
AUGGCUCCCACCCCUCCUCACCCUUGCGUCCACUUGUCUCCUGCUUGUAACAUCCCAUCCUCUUCAGCUUCUGUUCCAUCUGAUCUAGUCCCUCUGCCCGAUCCCAACGGCACCGCCAGCCCCAUCCGUUUUUAUGGUUACCCGACCUAUCUGGGUCCCCCAUCCAACGAGGACAAGCUUCUUACCACCAGCAAGGCCUUGACCCCAACUCCUCUCUCUCCAGUGUAUUGUCCAGCCCCCGUUGAUCCAGCAUUACUACCUACUAGUUUCAACCCAACACUAGCCAAUACUUGCCACUCAUCUACCACUCCUCCCAUUCCAUCCGAUUUGCAUCCCAUUCCUAUUGCGCCUACUGCUGCCCUUUGUGAGACGGCUGCUGACAAUACCCCGCCUGCUGGCAAUCCUUGCAAAGCAACGGCUCCCUACCCGUUCCCUGAACCUGGUUUGUUGAGGGAUGCCAGCUUCAGUGCCUGUUUCCUCGCAGCCACCUUUCACAAUUUCCUUCCCAGCUUCAAUUGCGCUAUGUUGUCCCUCCCCGCUGGUCAUCCUCACAUGGACCAGCUGGUCAUGCUUCAACUGAACUCCAGCCUCCUUUGA